AUGCUGCGCUUGCUGGUGUUCGCCUCCCUCGUCCUUUAUGGACACAGCACCCAGGACUUUCCAGAAACCAAUGCCAGGGUAGUUGGAGGGACUGCGGUCUCGAAGAAUGCUUGGCCCUCUCAGAUUUCCCUCCAGUACAAGUCUGGAAGUUCUUGGUAUCACACCUGUGGAGGCACCCUCAUCAAACAGAACUGGGUGAUGACAGCUGCUCACUGUGUGGAUAGCCAAAUGACCUUCCGUGUGGUGCUGGGAGACCACAACCUGAGCCAGAACGAUGGCACCGAGCAGUACAUAAGCGUGCAGAAGAUCGUGGUGCACCCAUCCUGGAACAGCAAUAACGUGGCUGCAGGUUACGACAUCGCCGUGCUGCGCCUGGCCCAGAGUGCUACCCUCAACAGCUAUGUCAAGCUGGGUGUUCUGCCACAGUCGGGAACCAUCCUGGCUAACAACACGCCCUGCUACAUCACAGGCUGGGGCAGGACUAAGACCAAUGGGCAGCUGGCCCAGACCCUGCAGCAGGCUUACCUCCCCUCCGUGGACUACGCCACCUGCUCCAGCUCCUCCUACUGGGGCUCCACCGUGAAGAACACCAUGGUGUGCGCUGGAGGAGACGGAGUUCGUGCUGGAUGCCAGGGUGAUUCUGGGGGCCCCCUUCACUGCUUGGUGAAUGGCCAGUAUGCUGUCCAUGGUGUGACCAGCUUUGUAUCCAGCCUGGGCUGUAAUGUCGCCAAGAAGCCCACAGUCUUCACCCGGGUCUCUGCUUACAUCUCUUGGAUAAAUAAUGCCAUUGCCAGCAACUGA
Rangifer tarandus platyrhynchus (Svalbard reindeer) is the source of this 801-nucleotide messenger RNA. NCBI's taxonomy places the organism in Eukaryota, Metazoa, Chordata, Mammalia, Artiodactyla, Cervidae. The record is from the annotation of a GenBank genome assembly.